Cryptococcus deneoformans JEC21 is the source of this 948-nucleotide messenger RNA. RefSeq lists its product as hypothetical. Gene Ontology annotation, cellular component: nucleolus; nuclear exosome (RNase complex); cytoplasmic exosome (RNase complex). The transcript has 3 exons. Gene Ontology annotation, biological process: poly(A)-dependent snoRNA 3'-end processing; U4 snRNA 3'-end processing; rRNA catabolic process. The coding region runs from base 23 to 922 and encodes 299 amino acids. NCBI's taxonomy places the organism in Eukaryota, Fungi, Basidiomycota, Tremellomycetes, Tremellales, Cryptococcaceae. The record is from RefSeq and is a predicted model, not a curated record.
CAGUUAUAGAACUUGCACAACCAUGGCCACCGCAGGCCCCAGUAGACGCCCCGAUGGCAGAACGCCUGCCCAGCUUAGGCCUUUGCAUCUGUCCAUUGGUGAGCUCGAUCGUGCAGACGGCUCGGCUCGCUUCGCUUUCGGGUCAAAUGCCGUCCUUGCAAGCUGCUCUGGUCCUAUAGAGGUCCGCCUCCGUGAAGAACUCCCAGACAAAGCCACUUUUGAAGUAAAUCAUCGCCCUCUCGAGGGCGUUGGUGCAACUCCUUCCCGAGCUCUUGUCACCACCCUUGAAACUAUUUUCCCUCCCAUCUUAUCAUUAGAAAAGCACCCGAGAUCCCUUGUUCAGCUUGUAGUGCAGAGCUUAGUGCCAUCUACAGGUAGGGUUGUGUACGGGUCUGUCUUUGGGGCGGAAGGGGUGGGAGCAGAGCAGAACACAUGGCCGGCGACGGAUAAGGACGAUUACGCCUAUAUCCCAGAAAGUAGAAAAGAUGCAGCUAGGAUAUCUCCUGCAGCGGGGUAUACUUUUACUGCUCGAGCCGCCUCUAUCAACGCUUCGACAUUAGCACUCCUCUCCGCGGGUACAAUAUCGAUCUUAGCACUUCCCGUCGCUGUAGCCCUCGUGGUGACUACCAAAGGGAGAGUGAUGUUGGAUCCAGAAGCCGAUGAGGAGAAGCAGGCAAAGGCGAGACUCGGGUUCGGCUGGGCCUGGGGUGCAGUAUUUGGGACGGCCAAUGAAGAGAACAAUAUGGGAGUUGCUGGGCAGAACGACGGUGGGGCAGAACUUGUUUGGAUCGAAAGUGAAGGUAGCUUCACUAGGCAGGAAUGGUCGGAAGCGCUGCAAAUGUCCAAAACGGCCUCAAAGGCAAUCCUUGAAUUCAUUCGAAUCCAACUUGACGCUCAUCUUAGUUCACAUCAACUCUCAUAGACUUCGUAUUUUAAUGCAUUGUGUAC